GCCGCGCCGGACCGCGGGGCGGCGCACUUCCGGCUGCGCGUCGCCGCUCGCACACUGCUGGGCCUCGGAGCCGGCCUGCGCCUCCCUCCGCUCCGGCGGGCCUCGGGGAGAGAGAGGGGUGGAAGAUGUCUAUGGAUGUGACCUUUCUUGGGACAGGAGCAGCAUAUCCAUCACCGACCCGUGGCGCCUCUGCGGUGGUUCUUCGGUGCGAGGGCGAGUGCUGGCUCUUUGACUGUGGGGAGGGAACACAGACCCAGCUUAUGAAAAGCCAGCUUAAAGCAGGGAGAAUUACCAAGAUCUUCAUCACACAUCUCCAUGGCGACCACUUCUUUGGCCUUCCAGGCCUCCUCUGUACCAUCAGCCUGCAGAGUGGCUCUGUGGUCGCCAGGCAGCCUAUUGAGAUCUACGGCCCCGUCGGGCUUCGGGACUUUAUCUGGAGAACCAUGGAGCUCUCUCACACGGAGUUGGUGUUUCCUUACGUGGUUCACGAGCUAGUUCCUACAGCUGACCAGUGUCCUGUAGAAGAACUGAGAGAAUUUGCACACAUGGAUGAAACAGACAGCUCUCCCAAAGGACAAGGACGAACUAUCUUGCUAGAUGCAGAAGAAAACUCAUACUGUCUGGUUGAUGACGAGCAGUUUGUGGUAAAAGCAUUUCGCCUCUUUCAUAGAAUUCCAUCCUUUGGCUUUUCAGUUGUGGAAAAGAAGCGUGCAGGUAAACUCAACGCACAGAAGCUGAGAGAUCUCGGGUUUCACUCUGUAGCCCAGGCUGGCCUACAAGUCACGGUAUAACUCAAAUCCAGACUCAUGGUCCUCCAGCCUCUGCCUCAAGAUUGGUUGGAAUUCGAAGUUGCACAGUCCUGAGGUAUGUUUUCAAUGACAUCUUUGUGUGAGGUGUAGGUGUGUGUCUGUGUGUCCCCUCACCCAUACCUGUGCAUGCAGAGGCCAGAGGUGUCUUCCUUCCUUUUUGAUAUAGGGUCUCUCACUGAGCUUGGAACUCAUUGCUUUACCUAGGCUUACUACUCAGCAAGCCCUUAGGAUCCACCUAUUUCUGUCCCCCAGUGCUGAGGUGACAGAUGCAAGCGUUACCCCAGCUUCUCACAUGGGUGCUGAGGCUCUGCACACAGGUCCUCUUGCUUCUUCAGCAAGCACUUUACCCACCGAGCCAUCUCCUUGGUCCUUCAGUGACAUCUUUGGUGUAAGGAUUUUUGCCAUAGGUGUUUACCUCACACUAGCAGCCAACUACCUCAAGAGUUUCUUUUCUAUUUAUCCUGCCUGCUCAUUCAACCUUGUUGUAUUCACAACACUGCACUGUUGCGGGAAAUAUUAAAAAAGAAUCGGCACAUGUACCAGCAACUCUUGGCCUGCUGCUGUCCUGCCAGCUCUCUCCACCCAACAACUCUCUUGAGGGGCCCGAGCUCCCAAGUUCCUCUCGCUGCCACGCAACGACCAUCCACCCUACGGUCAGCCACCACAACACCCAUCUACCCGGUAGAAACAAGACUCUGGAAGCUUAUAAUUAACCAAUCAGAUAUAUAAAUAAAUUCUCAAUUUACAAGAAGCCAAUAUGAUAAUUUCAGAACCAAUUGAUAAUGAUAAAAGCUUUAUCUCAAUUAUUCUAACCUUAUGAUGUCAUAACUACCUGUGGCUGGUUAAAGUCCCACUGGUUUACAUCUGCCUCCAUCUUCCUUUCUUUUUCUCCCUCUGAGACACUCUCUGUCUCUGCAACUCUUAGCUCCGCCUCCCUUUUCCCUGUCCAAUCACAGGCUAUUGCUGCCCUAAUAUAAUUAGACAGGGAAAAUCCAGCAACAAUGCACCUUACCCAGUUUUGCAUACUACAGUUCAUCAUAGGUGGAAGGAAACACAUAACAUGGGCACUGGCCCCUGAAGACUUUGUAGUUUCUUCUCCUUAGGGUCCCACUUCCAGCUUCAGCACUAUACUUGGCUUGGCAUGCCAUGGUAUCCCUGUUGGAGGAAUGGUGGUGAUUCUGUCUGAUUUUUAGGUAUGCAGUAUGUUUCCCAACUAAGACAGUAGACUGUUCUAGAUAAUGAGGAAAAGUGACAAGGCCAAAGAUAUGUUUGGUGAUCUUAAUAUUGUGGAAAUACUGUUAUAUUUGGAAACUUUAAACAUGAUGUCUGUUGGAAAUGUUGGCCACAUAGUUGCUUGUAAGAAUUAUCUACAGUGUUAAUCUAUACUAAUACUACACUGAAGCUUGAAAAUUUGAAAUUGGUACCAUCCACCAUUAUGAUUAAGCAUGCAGAAUUGCCUUAAACAUCCCUUGGCUGUAUUUUUGUUUGUUUUGUUUGGUGUGUGUGCACGCGUGUGCAUGUGUGUGCGUGUGUUUGCCACAGUGUGCAGAUGGAGGUCAGAGGACAGCUUCUGGGAGUCAGUUCUCUCCUUCUACCAUGUGGGUCUCAGGGGUCAAAGGAGGUUGUCAGGCUUGGCUGCAAGUGUCUUAACCAGCUGCCAUCUCCCUACCCAAACCUACGACCCCAUUAAUCUCUCUUAGCAAGUUUCUUCCUUAGUCAGUCAGUUCAUAGACAUUUGUUCUGACUAGAGAUAUUGAUUACAUAAUUGUUUACAUCUGUUCUUUGGUGUUAUAAUAAAUAAAGAUCCUCAAAAACUGUUAUUCCCAUGCAACACAGAUAAUCCAAGCUGGUAGUCGUAAGAUCUAAAUGUUACUUCAGAGCUUAACAGUGAGCUUACAUAUGUGCUCGGAAAAGGUUUCAAGCAUAGAGCCAUUGUUAUUAACAACAGUCCACACUGAACUUUUAAAAUAUUUAAAUACCCAUGUCACAGUUGUCUGUAAGUGGUAAAGUAUUUCUUUCAGUUUGAAAAUGAUUGGAUGCCUUUAAAUUUUUUUUUAAAAUUGUAUAUGUAUGGGUGUUUUGUCUGCAUUGUGUCUGUGCACCAUGUAUGUGCCUGUCACCCUCAGACAGUUGUGAGCUGCCAUGGAGGUGCUGGGAACUGAAUCCAGGUCCUCAGGAAGCGCAGCAACUGCUCCUAACUGCUGAGCCAUCUCUGUCCAGGAUCCUGAAUGCCUUUGCUAUCUGCUGUUUGCUAUAAGCUGUUGAAAGUUGUCUCUUUGCUAAUCAUAAUUCCAUAUCCAUUGUAUCAUCAGGUGUGCCACCAGGUCCUGCCUAUGGGAAGCUGAAAAACGGAAUUUCUGUUGUUUUGGAUAAUGGAGUUACAAUUUCUCCCCAAGACGUCUUAAAAAAGCCUAUGGUUGGAAGAAAAGUUUGCAUCCUGGGUGACUGUUCUGGGGUUGUGGGUGACGGGGGCGUGAAGCUGUGCUUUGAGGCCGACCUGCUGAUCCACGAGGCCACUCUGGAUGAUUCCCAGAUGGACAAAGCGAGAGAGCACGGCCACAGCACGCCGCAGAUGGCAGCGGCGUUUGCAAAGCUGUGCCGUGCCAAGAGGCUAGUUCUGACCCACUUCAGUCAGAGGUACAAACCAACCGCCUUGGCGAGAGAAGGGGAGGCAGACGGCAUCGCAGAGCUGAGGAAGCAAGCAGAGGCCGUGUUAGAGCUCCAAGAAGUGACUCUAGCAGAAGAUUUUAUGGUGAUCGGCAUUCCGAUCAAGAAAUGAAACCCGAGCUACUGAGUGCAUUAAUGAGGACGUGGUAUGGAUGUAUUACCAGGCCUGCACCACAGAUUUUGUGUUGUGGGUUGUGAGUGAUUUUUUUUUCCUUAAAAUUACUUUGGCCCUAACAAUCCUAAAGAUGGAGCUGGAUUGCCGAGCUGGCUCAGUAGUGAGAGGGAACAAGAUUUUGAAUGAUGAGUCAUUUUUAAAAGAUGAAAAAUUUAAAUGAUUUAAAAUUUAAAUUUUAGGUGAUGAAAAAUCCUUCUUAAAGUGCAGGUGUGACAAAACAAUCCAUGUGCAGGGACUUACUCUGUGGCUGCUGCUACAGAGAGAAUUCCACACUCUGGGCAGUGUUAGACUUAGCUUUGCCGAGCUCAGUUGCCAUUGUUGGCAAAGUAUAUAAGACUGGGUCCUCUUGGCUAGAAAACGGGAGCAGAAUUUGCAUAGAGUUUGUGUUCCUGACACAGGGAUAAACGUACGGGCAAUACUGGUGCAGUAUUGAUAACGUGGUGGUGCUUUCGCCGGAACGGUCAGUACAGGUUUGGGCUAAGUUUUAUCUUAGCACUUUGUUCAACAUUCUGGUUUCUUUUAGCACAUGGACCUGGGUAGUCUACUGAGAAUGAAUUAGAUACAUUGGAUUGGUUUUCCUGUUGCAGUGACGGAGGGGAGAUGGUGACAGCACAGUAGAUUAGUCAGUGGGGGUCAGGAAUGCCAUAUAUGCUGCACAGUUUGCGUUAGUCCUGCGUAAUAAUUACCUCAAAGUUCUAGGCCUGUUCAGAGACACAGAUUCCACCUUUUAUUCCUAAUGUGAAUAUGCGCUGCCAAAGUUAAUGGUGUAAUGGAUUAGUAGAUGAGCCAUAUCCUCCAAUAGGAGGCAAAGGAUGGGCGUGCUGGAAUUGGAUGCCACAUCAGGUAGUAUUUGGAGACAUGAGCCAUCAAGUGAAUCUUACAGAUGUGGAGAGAGACAGUCACCCCCUCCCCAGGGAGCGUCUGCCUCAGGCCUGGUGGUCCCGGAGCUGGGUAGAGAGCUGCUGCCUCUGCUUCCAGAGACCAAGUUAGGAGGUCAGAGUGGCCUUGACGCUGCACUGCCAAGCAGCCUGGGUGAUUCUCAAAGACAUGAGUAUUGAACUAGCCUAGAAGAAAAAAAUUGUCUUUUUUUUCUAUGUAUUUAAAUUGAGGGUAUAUAUAUUUUAUAGAUUCUUAUAUAUAUGUUUGUGUAUUAUAUACUUUAUGCAUGGAUAUUUUUACAUGAAGGCUGACCUCCCUCCACUAUUUUCCUAAAGCAAAAUAAAGAUAUUUUAUUGGACAAAUAAAAGCUAGGAGUUUAUUAUCAGAAAAUCCUCUGUAAGAAAUUCUGAGGCAUUAUUUUGGCACAAUAAAAAUAAUGUUGGAAGGUUGACAAACCAUAAAGGGGCAAAGAGAUGGGUGUUGAGAAACACUGAUUACAGUGCCUACCGACAAGUCCAGACCCACGCUCUCAUUAGCAUCAAAUAGUCUCUCAAAGUGUGAGACUUCAUGUAAUUUAGAGUUGUAUCAUUUAAUAAUGUCUUUUAUCGCUGAGGUUGAUUUCUGUGAGUAGAAGGAAACUGACAAGAAGUCAAACUUCUUGUGUUCAGGUCUCUAUCUCCAAGGAGUUAGUUCUUUCUCAUUCUCUCUGUGUUACAGAACACCUUAGGCAUGGUGGCAAGGCUAAGGCAGGAAAAUAGGAGCCCGGGCUACAUAGUAGGACUUUAUCUUUUAAAAAAGACAGAAAAAAGUAAAUGUGACUUGUAACAUAUCUCAUGUCCAUUCACAUUCCUCACUGUCCAUGGGAGUGGCCUGCUUAGUACUUAGUACUUAGUGCUUAGUGCUUAGUACUCUAUUGAAGACAGGACUUCAUCAACUUAAAACCGAAGUCCUACCCUCUCUUUCACCUCUCCCUGUUUUUAACAAGGUCUCGCCGUGCAGCCCAAACUGGCCCCAAGCUCCAAGCACUCCUGCUCAGGAGCUGGGCUUAUAAACAUGCAUUUGUAAUCUGCCAUAGUGUUUUGAAUAAUUCUUUCCCAAGAAAAGUUUAUAGUUUUUAGGCUGGGAGUGUAGCCUGGUGGGAGAGCACUGGCUUAGUUUUGGUCUGUGGUAUAAAAAGGAAAGAUAAUUAUUGCCUCCUAGUGCUAAUAUCCUUCUUAUGUCUUUAAGUCAAUACAGAUAAUCUAACUCUUUUGUUUCUCUGAAUAUUCUGAUGUCAGCUUGAAAUUUUGCUACAUUUUCUCUUUUUAAUGAAAUAAGAAUCCUUCCCAAGUGUGCACAUCCCAAAUGGGCGUGGUGGUAUUUCACCUCACAAAGGUGUAUGUUUAGCGUGAAGUGAACGAGAUCUGUCUUUACUGACUGAUUUGAGGGCUAGGGAAUUAAUAGGAGUAUCGACUUCCUUCUUUCUCUUUCUUCUUUUUUCCUUUAAGAUUAGAAUCUCAUGUAGCCCAGGCUAACCUUGAACCUGCUAUGUAGCCAAGGAUGACCUUGAAUUUGUGAUACUUCUGUCUCCACCUCCAGAGUGCUGAGGUAACCGUCUUAUGUCACCAUGCUAGGUCUAUGUGGUACUGAGGACGGAGCCUAGGACUCUGUACCUGCCAAGGAUCCCAGAGCCCAAGUAUGUGGGGCUUUGGUUUGGUUUGGUUUUCUAGGGGAUACUAAGAAGGAAGCACUGGCCGCACCUUUGAAUAUUCUUUCAUGACAGAGAAAAAGAAGUCUAAGGGGAGACUGGGGGGUAAUAGUGGGUAAUGUUUCUUUUCUUCAGUGUGCAAAAAUGAAAAACAACUAUUUAAGCACAUUAUGUUUCAAAAAGCAAGAGAAGUGGCUGGGAAUGUAGCUCAGGGAUAGGACACUGGUUAGCCUGAGCAAGGUCGUGGGCUUGAUCCCCAGAGUGUCUACUCGACAACAGAAAAGUAAGGGGGCAGAGAGGGAACAUGAACGGUUAAGAGUGGGUUCAGAUAAGGAUGCAUGAAGAUGUAGCGAUGAAACGCAUUCGGUACAGUUAAAACGUAUUAAUAAUUCUUUUUAAGUGGAGAAAGAAGGCUUGGGAGAAGGGGCAAGAAGUUUGGGGAGACAAGACAGGUUGCUGCUUCUGUGGUGGCUUUAUGAGUCACCAGUACGAUGGAUGUUCUGACGAAGAGUGUGUAUAUAUCAUUUAGUAUAGCAGUUACGUCAUAGCACAUCCAUACAGAAUAACUCCUCUAGAUAACUGGUCAUCUCCACAUAGGCACUCCAGGGAGCUGACAGUUCAAGUCUUUGUAAUAUUCCUGUUCACCAUCUACUGCCGCCAGAGUGGGCUUUUUCCCAGGAUGUAAAUUUUUGCCAUCUCUCCCUGGCUUGAAACUUGGUAGUGAUCUGGCUUUACUCACCUCUCCAACCUGAUCUUAGUCCCCAGGGCUCCUUAGGUUUGCAGCCCCAGCCUCAAGAUCUUCUGAUGUCACAGAGCCGUCCAGUCUCUGCUUCCUUCCUGCUUCCUUCUCCUGAAAUGGCAUUUGCCACACUCCCCAAAUCAACCUAGUGAUUAACCUUACGUCUUAGCUUUGCUUUCAGGCCUCAUGGAAGUCUGCCUGGCCGGCUCCUUCCUGCUAGGAAGUGUACUUUGCUCAGCCCGUCAACCCGUCUUUUUGAUACUUGUCGGUCACAGCUUCAUUUAGCCUCUGUAUGUGAUGUUUCUCCUCCACAGCAGCUCUGUAAGCCACACCGGGGCAGAGCUCUUGUCUGUGUCUGUUCCCCUUUAUGACUGACUCAGUGCCUGGAACAUCAGAGGCACUCAAUAAAGAGUGUUGACUGGAUCACA
Mus musculus (house mouse) is the source of this 7384-nucleotide messenger RNA. It is a transcript of the gene Elac1, whose product is annotated as elaC ribonuclease Z 1. Gene Ontology annotation, cellular component: nucleus; nucleoplasm; cytosol. The transcript has 4 exons. The coding region runs from base 126 to 791 and encodes 221 amino acids. NCBI's taxonomy places the organism in Eukaryota, Metazoa, Chordata, Mammalia, Rodentia, Muridae. The record is from RefSeq and is a predicted model, not a curated record. Gene Ontology annotation, biological process: tRNA 3'-end processing; rescue of stalled cytosolic ribosome. Gene Ontology annotation, molecular function: tRNA-specific ribonuclease activity; RNA endonuclease activity producing 5'-phosphomonoesters, hydrolytic mechanism; 3'-tRNA processing endoribonuclease activity.